Messenger RNA from Dunckerocampus dactyliophorus (ringed pipefish), 3459 nucleotides. RefSeq names its product galactose-3-O-sulfotransferase 3 (gene gal3st3). Gene Ontology annotation, biological process: glycolipid biosynthetic process. Gene Ontology annotation, molecular function: galactosylceramide sulfotransferase activity. The transcript has 3 exons. Bases 240 to 1442 code for a protein of 400 amino acids. The record is from RefSeq and is a predicted model, not a curated record. Gene Ontology annotation, cellular component: membrane. Lineage: Eukaryota; Metazoa; Chordata; Actinopteri; Syngnathiformes; Syngnathidae.
UUAAGCGGGAUAUUUGAUUGUGAAAAGAUCACGGUACAGUGUCUGUGCAUUCAGCUCAAAUUUUGGUAUAAAGCGACGCGACCCGAUUGGGGGAGGGGAGGGGUCUAUCUGAGCAUACAGAAGACAGGAGGGAGAGGACAGCAUCCACAGGACAUUAGGAAGCCGACAACAUCCAGAGGACAGUGCAGACGGUGGAGCAGCAAUGACGUAGAUUACAAAGCAGGAAGCGGAGGAAGAGGAUGCCGCAGAAGAAGAUCUUCCUGGCGUUCAUGGUCAUCGCCAUGGUGACUCUGCUGCUGCACAGCGGCGGCCAUUGGAGUCGGACCACGCAGGAUCUUCACGUCAACUGUCCCGCCCUGUGCUCGCGUUGUGCCGCAAGCCUGAAGGCAAAGCACACCAACGUGGCGUUCUUGAAGACCCACAAGACCGCCAGCACCACCAUGCAGAACCUUUUAUUCCGCUUUGCAGAGCGCAACAACCUGACGGUGGCACUUCCCAGGCAGGCGUGCAGUCACCAGUUCUGCUACCCGCGUUCCUUCAGCACUCACUUUGUGCACCCGCACACACUGCCACCCAACAUCAUUAGCAGCCACAUGCGUUUCAAAGAGGCAGAGCUGCGCCGGCUUAUGCCCAACGACACCGUCUACAUCACCAUCCUGAGGGAACCAGCCGCCAUGUUUGAGUCCUUGUUCAGCUAUUACAACCAGUACUGUCAGAGUUUCAAGGUUGCCAAUGACUCGCUGGACGUUUUCAUGGGGCAGCCUUGGCGCUACUACCGGCCACAAGACAAGCACUCCAUGUAUGCUCGCAACACGCUGACGUUUGACUUGGGUGGUGACAAGGACCGUGCUGCUACAGAUAUGGCGUAUGCACGGUUCUUGGUCAGUGAGGUGGAGCGUGUCUUCUCCUUGGUGAUGAUCGCAGAGCACUUUGACGAGUCUCUGGUUCUGCUGCGUCACCUCCUCUCUUGGGACCUGGACGAUGUCGUGUACGUGAAGCUCAACAUGCGCACACCGGGCUCCAAGCGCCAUCUGACUUCGGGCCUCUCAGCUAAAAUACGAGCGUGGAAUUGGUUAGACGCACGCCUCUAUGACCACUUCAAUGCCUCACUGUGGCGCCGGCUGUCAGCUCUGGGCCCGGCCUGUGUGGCCCAGGAGGUCCGCCUCAUGCGUGCGGCCCAGGAGAGGCUGCUGAGGAGGUGCUUCGGUGGGCGGCGGCCUCUCUUUCGCCCGGCAGCGCAGAUAGAGUACAAGGAGCUGCGGCCCUGGCAGCCCAGUGCCAAAGUGGAAAUCGUGGGCUACGAUCUUCCCGCUAACUUGAGCCGUCGCUUCUCUGGCUGGGCCCACGAACCCUGCCUGAAGCUAAUCAUGCCUGAGGUACAGUACACCAGGGUUCUGCUCCGCUCACAGUCUAUUCGCUACCGUCAAAACCACCAGCCGUGACACCUUAUGCAGUCUUGUCCCCUCCUACCUCCAGUAUACAGCAGCCACGUGCAAGCUGCUGCUGUAUCAGAUCAGAGUCAAGACCUCGACAGAACAAGACCUUGUAGGGAACUCUGUGAGAUGAAUGAUGUACUACGCCCACCCAGACCCAUGUGACCUUGGUGCUCAGACAUGAGCAGGACAGACGUGGCACAAGUUGCCAUGCCCCGUGGAUGGUGUUGAAAAAGGCGUCGUCGUGGGAGGACUCUCCUCAGGGAGCUGUAUGUGAGUCCUCCCAUCUUAUGUUCAGUGUCCAGCACCCCCUUACUCCACCUCACAGAGACGUCAGCUGACACACCUCCUAAGACAUCACAGGGAUCACGUCCCAUCCUGAAAAGCACCAGUACGUUAAGCAGACUUUAAGCCAGCUGACCCACAACAACAACAACCUUUGACCUGCUCACUAGCAGAUUGAACCCCAGGAGAAAGCAAGGGGACACAGGAGGACAUAUGAGGAGACAAGAGGACACUGGGAACACAGGACAAACAUUUCAGUGUGCUUUCAUUGCGCUACCAUGACAACCAGUGUGAAACAUAUAUUAUUUAGUUGCAAACUUUAUUCCUGGAAGGACAUUCAGUGUACACAGUUGACAGAAAAUAUGACUGCUUUACUUGUGUGUGUGUGUGUGUGUGUGUGGGUGUGCGUGUGUGUGUGCGUGUGUGUGAUGACUACUCAUGUCAUCAUAAUAACGUGUAUAUUGUAUUGGCAUUAUUUCUAUCAACUGAACAUGAUGUGAAAUCUUGAACUCUUGCAUUAGCUCCUCCUAGUCACGUGAUUUAUUCACACAUGUCUGAGAAGGGCGGGGCCUGAGAGAGGCGGGGCCUCAGACACAAUCAGAGCUCACAACAAAUGCAAAUGAAGUUAAAUCAUGAACAUUUCAGUUUAUCUUGAGGAACGUAAUUUUGUCCAUGAAAAAUGACAUCACCGUGGCAAUACGUUAUGUGAAGCCUGACUUGGACAGGCUGGUAUCAACUGGACCUACAGUAUGCUGAUCCUAAAUGGGCCCUGCAACCCUUCUGCAAGGCAGCGGGUGUUUUUUUGGGGGGAGCUUGUUAUGGGCUUGUGAGUCACUUGGUGGAGGAGGACAGUGGAGCUCUGCUGGGUGGGCCAGUGUAGAAAAGUGGUUCUACUCAGCGUUCUACUCGGAAGAAGAGGCCCCCAGGUUCUUAUUAUACUUUAUUUAAACCAGGGGUUCUCAAAUUUUUUUGGGCCACGGACCCCUACAGGAGAGAACAUUUUCCAAGGACUCCUUUAUAAUCCUCAAGACGAUUAAAACAUUUUUUGCCAUUUGCACUAGAUUCCAUAGGAAUGAUCGAAAUAGCGGAAUCUCGGUUUGUAUGCCCUGGUCUUCAUAUGAUUCGGUUUUCGAUGAAAACUCAGUUUUCAUACGCUGUAUCGGUUAUCAUACAGUCAAACAGUGCCCAAACAAAGCAUCCACAUGGUGGUGACUCAGUCUCUGUGAAGAAUGGAUAGUGGUUCAUUUAGAGUUGGGACACUAUAGAGUGAUUCCAGUGUAGGAGGUUUAUUUGUUCAUAGAAGGCACACAGAACAAUAAACAACUCCACAUCUGUCUCCUUUCUUUCUCCUAACAAGCAUUGGUUGCACUAUUGAAGCAUUUAACACGCUGGUUCCUGAGUGUUCUGUGUGCUUUAUUUAUUAACCCACCAUGACGCCAAAAAAAGUUGCAAGUGUGAGAUAAAUAAUUUGAGAAACACCUUUGAAUUCAAGAAAGAUCUUGUGGCGGAACUCUUCAUGCAUUGUAAGGAGCGUUCUUGUCUUGAUAUCAGUGGCCAGGGUAUUAUUAUUAGGGUAUCUGAUUACUGGCAGAACUACCCAAACUGCCCCAGAUCAUGAUGGACCCCCCUCCACUGUGCCGGGUAGAAAACAUCUCAGGUGUGAUCUCCUUAUCAUGCCAGUAACGUUGGAAGCCAUCAGGACCGUCAAGGUUACAUGUUUUGUCAUCAGAGAAUAAAACUU